GCAUGGAAAGGAUAUAGGUAAAGUGAAGAAUGUGUUUUAGUUUAAGCUUACAGUAAGUGCAAAACAUGGGGGAAAAUUGUCUCGAAUAGGAAUAUUUUUGUGUUUAUACUCGUGUGCGACCGUAGAAUGUCGGUAAAUGUCGGUAACUAUUCGGGAGUUUGUUUACAAAUGCCGGAAGUUUGUUUAAAAUACUUCGAAAUGAUGUUUUUUUUUAAAAAGAAGCCGAAGUAUAAUAAUUUGAAUAACUAUUAAUAUUUCUAGUCCACGAAUCUUGACUUAGACGUGAAGGUAAUAAUUACACUACGAAUUUGCUUUUUUUUUACACCACCCGGCGACAAAGUCUGACACGAACUCGUGACUACGUGUCGAAUUUUAAUACAAGCACAUACAAGCUAGGGCCAUGGUUCUUUCAAAAGGAUAUAUUUUUGUUUUGUUCCUCUUGACGAGCGUGAUAGGACACGAGGAAAGAGAACCGACUUUAAUUUUAAUAUCUUUCGAUGGCUUUCGUUGGGAUUACUUGCAGAAAGUGAAUACAACUACGCUAGCCUGGCUUGCAAAACAUGGUGUUAGUGCCGCAGUUGUGAAUAACUUUGUGACAAGGACAUUUCCCAACCAUUACAGCAUUGUGACUGGUCGGUAUGAAGAAAACCACGGAAUUAUCAAUAAUGUAAUGUGGGACCCAGUAUAUAACGAAACGUUUGUUCCCUCGACGGUCGACCCAAAAUGGUUCAAUGCCUCGGAAGCGGUCUGGAUAACCAAUCAGAAACAGGGAGGUGGGCGAUUAAGUGCUGUGAUCAAUUGGGUAGGUGGGUCUGUACCGUUUCAUGGUCGUAGCGCUGACUUCAGUCCACCGUAUAAUAAAAGUAUUUCGUUUAAAACUCGCAUCGAUAUGGUGCUGCAACAGUUGGACAGAGAUCCGCCAGUUAAUUUUGUGGCUGUCUACUUUCACGAGCCCGAUGCAUCUGGACAUAAGUAUGGACCAAAUUCCAAAGAGGUUGCCGAGGCUAUUCUCCAUCUUGAUCAAAUCACUGGGUAUUUGGUGCAAGAGUUGAAGAAACGACACUUAUUUGAUCAGGUCAGUGUGUUUAAAUUAAAAUACUUUUAACACAAGUAUUAAUCUUUUUAUUUCACCCAUUGAUCCAUUGAGUGGCAGCUCUCUCCUCAAUGAGUAAAAUCAUGUGAUGUUAGACAUACUAAAAUAAUAAAGUAGAUAGAUAGAUAGAAAAACUUUAUUUACCCAUGCUAACCCUGUCAACCGAAGCUGAUUUCCACAGGGUGUGUGCAAAAGUAGGGCACAUUGUUACUUACAGGGUUAACAGAAUGCAUGAGAAGAUGUCUGAUUAACGCAACAAGUGGUAGCACUCUCUCCCCUUGAGUAAAAUUGUCUGCCAUUAGACGAUACAAUAAUGUAGGGUGCAUCAGGGCACAUUGCCACUUAAAUGGUUAAUGGGCAACACACCCCAAUACGUCUUACUUUAUCAUUUUAUCUGUCAAAUAUUUUAUGUCAUAUAUUUGUUUAAUACCAAUGGCGGAAAUUCACUUUUUCUGGUGGGGAGGGGGAGCAAAACCUCCCAAAUUUCCAACAACCCCCCCCCCCCCAAUUUGCAUACAAAAAGGCUGUUUUUGCAAAAAAUUGUCAAUUUUCCAUGGAGGUGGGGGAGGGGCCCAUCCCACCAAAAUUUCUGCCACUGUAUAAUACUAACAACACAUUAAUGGGUCCAUCACAAUUUUCUUCUUUUCAAAGUGAGAGCUCUGAAUACUACUGGUUAAUUUUUCAAUAUUUUAUUUUUCAGGUCAACAUAAUAUUAACAAGCGACCAUGGAAUGGCUGAAGUGGACUCCAAUAGGCUCGUCUACCUAGAUGAUUACAUCUCGUCCGACAAAUACACCUUGGUGGACAGUGCUGUCAAUUCAUUCAUUAUCCCACAUCAAGGCGAGGAAGAGAAUAUCUACAAGAAUUUAAGCCAAGCUCCUCACUUGACAGUAUUUCACAAGAAAGAUAUUCCUGUGUAUUGGCAUUAUGCCAACAACCGUAGAGUCACGCCAAUAUUUGUGACGAGCGAUUUUGGAUACAGAAUUGUCAGAAACAUAAAGGAUAAAGACUUUGAACAUGGUGAUCAUGGUUAUAAUAAUUCCAUCAAAGAAAUGCAUCCUUUCUUCAUUGCUCAUGGGCCAGCUUUUAAACAGGGCUAUCAAUCAAAACCUUUUAGCAUUGUGGAUAUUUAUUCAUUAAUGUGUCAUAUAUUGGACAUAACACCUGCACCAAAUGACGGUAAUUUUGCAGCAGUGUCGCAAAUGAUGCGUCAGUCAAAACCUAGCAAUUAUGUGUUGUUCAUUGUAGCGAUAGUUGUCGCAACUCUCAUUUUGGUUAUAAUGAUAUCUGGUUUAAUUAGCAAUUUUCGGAAAAGAAGUUAUCAGUUUUCUAGAAUUCAUGAUCAAGAUCCUUAUUCAUAAUAAUCUAAUCGGGGUUAAUUCAUACAUAAACUGUAUAAAGAGUCAUUCAUUAAACUGUAUUUUUAUGAGUACCAGAUUAAUAUAUGUUAGCUUUACUUUAAAUUAGAAUGUUUAUAUUUGGAGUGUAAGUAUUGUUAAUUAACCCAUUGAGUCGCAUUGCACCCUGAUGCACCCUACUUUAGUAUUUUACUCUGUCUAAUGCCAGAGUAUUUUACUCUGUCUAACGCCAGACGAUUUUACUCGUCAAGGGGAGAGCGCUGGCACUUAGUGGGUUAACUGGCCUAUCUGCCCAUGUGUCUAGUUAACCCAAUGAUUCGCAUUGCACCCUGAUGCACCCUACUUUAGUAUUUUACUCUGUCUAACGCCAGAGUAUUUUACUCUGUCUAACGCCAGACGAUUU
Paramuricea clavata is the source of this 2853-nucleotide messenger RNA. The record is from the annotation of a GenBank genome assembly. Lineage: Eukaryota; Metazoa; Cnidaria; Anthozoa; Malacalcyonacea; Plexauridae.